AUGCCCCCGCCGAAUCCCCCACCCAACGACACGUCCAUCUUCGGCACAUACCUCCCACCCUCAGCCCGCCACGGCGUCCAAGAAGCCCGUCGUCCGCCGCACAUCCCUGGCCCCAUGUUCAACCCCCACACCCGGAUCAACGACGCAAUCAAUUCACUAUGUGCAUUCCGCCACUCCAUGUCCGAACUCGAGACCAACCACCGCAGCGCUCUCGAGAACAAAGACAAAGACAUGGCAACCCUACAGCAGCGUUUCACAAGCUUGAACACACUGCAUCGCUCUGCCAAAGCUCGAAUCGACGACAAAGUCCUAUUGCAGGGCAAACUACAGAACGACAUGAAGAUCCUGAAGCGGGAACUCGCGGCUGAGAAGGCGAAGAAGGGUGUUGUGGAUCAGGAUAUGGAAAAGCGGUUGGUUGAGGUGCGACAGCAGAACGCUUUGUUGACUGCUAAGGUGUUGGGACUCGAGAAGGAACUUGCGGAUGAGAGGGCGAGGGGGGAGGAGAAUAGGGAUGCGAAGAGGGAGUUGGAGGUUAUGAAGACGAAGUUGGCGGAUAUGGUGAGUGGUAGUAAGGUCAAGGUUGAGGUUGUUGAGUAG
Molecule: messenger RNA, 597 nt
Organism: Alternaria conjuncta
Lineage: Eukaryota; Fungi; Ascomycota; Dothideomycetes; Pleosporales; Pleosporaceae
Exons: 2
Coding region: 1-597 (198 amino acids)
Source: RefSeq, a predicted model, not a curated record